GUAAAAAAGACCUUUCGACUUAACAAAAACUGAAGUUGACAAACGUAUCCUGUCGUUGAAACUUUGUGGGGAGUUCGCUAUAUUUUUUAAGAUGAUCAUGCACUGCGCAGAGAAUUGCGUGGACACUGCGCGUUCAGCAAACAGGCUGUCUGGAUUGUGCCUGCGUUUUGUUAUGAUUUCCAUGUGAAAUGCAAUUACUGCUAUCUCACUCGGUAGUCGGCUGGCUCUCUCUCUGAACUUGUUCCACACCUCUGGAGCAAGCCAUGGAUCACUAUGAAGAAGAUUUGGGACUCCGAGCGAGUCAAUUAAUGGAGGAUCUUUCCUUAUAUGAAGCUUACAAAGAUGGGAUGUACAGUUCAAGGAGGGACAUGGUUAUCAACCCUGAUUUGGAUUUUUCGGCUCCAACGAUACCGGAGCAGAAAAGUAAGACAAUGAAUGGCAACUCAGCGCCUCAUCAACAGCUACACACGGUUGAGAAUUACAUGUCUGGGAAUAAAGUGUACACUGCAGCUCCCGUGCGACCCGUGAAUGGUAAUAGAGCAGUUCCUGUGGAUUAUUGCACUCCGCAAAGAGACAUAGUUUAUCCUAAUGAAGAUAGCUAUUGCACCAAAUCCGAAGUUGCUUUGCCUUGUUAUAGCGGCGCUUCCGAGCGGCACAGGAGGUACUCCUUGGAGGUUCAGGGGUACAGGUACAGCACUGGUAGCGCGUACGAUGGAGUGGUUUUGAACAAGCCAAUACCCUCACCUGGUAACAGAUGCAACAGUAUAUGUGUUACUACCAACCACGACGGUAGAUACAAUGCAACCAGUCCGCGGUCCAGUUCAGCAUUCUCGCUCUCCUCCCAGGAGCAGAGCAAACACGCAAGCCCGAGGUCGAGCAUCAGUAGCCCGCGUACUAGUCUAGUGGUACCUGGCCAAGACAAGUACACAAGUCCCAGGUCUAGUCUGGUUCACUGUGAAGGGAGCAGUGUCCUUAGCCCUCGGUCCAGCUAUGCAAGCACAACCAGCGACACCAGCAAACAUUCCAGCCCACGGGCCAGUCUGAACAGCUAUGACUGUUGUAGUAAGCCAAGCAGUAACCGUACCAGCGGCAUCAGUAUGGGAUAUGAUCAAAGGCAUAUCAGCCCCAGGUCCAGCACAGCGAGCCAGAAUUCUUGUACCACCAGCCCACGCUCUAGCUACUCGGAUUCGCGUUACAUGCCGAUGGGAACCCAUGAUCUGGACGGGGCAGUUUUGCAUGGCAUGCCGGUGGCAAGUCCCCGGUCAAGCAUCUGCAGCCAGGACGGGUGCGCAAGAGCCGGGACGACGGCUAACUGCGUUGUUAGUCCCCGGUCCAGCAUCUCCAGCCACAGCUCCAGAAGUUCCCGAAGCUCCAGGGGAUCGAUGAGCACUUACCCGGAUCUUCAACUGCCUUCACCCAGGUCCUCAAUGCUGGGGACUGGUUUACAAGAGGACAUACUAAAUCAAGACUUUGGAGAUACCAAUGGUGUCCAAAACCGUAUUCAUCUCCAGGCGCUCUCGGGAAUGCCAGAGCCCCAGCCACAGCAUGCGCAACUACAGUCAUCCCAGCCAGGUGUAAAUGCAGAGAUGACUGCUGGAUCACCACCAUCUGUAUGUUAUGGGCUCCCCACGAAAACGUCAGCUUCUGGACAGAGGUUUAAGCUUCCUUACCAGGUGACCCCAUGCCGGGAAAGUGGCCCAAGCCAAGCUGAAAAGAGACUGGAGGCACUAACCUUGGAGCUUGAGAAGGAGUUAGAGAUGCACAUGAAAAAAGAAUACUUUGGUAUCUGCAUCAAGUGUGGGAAGGGUGUGUAUGGAGCCAGCCAAGCCUGUCAGGCCAUGGGGAACCUGUACCACACCAACUGUUUCACCUGCUGCUCCUGUGGGAGGAGACUAAGAGGAAAAGCUUUCUACAAUGUCAACGGGAAGGUUUACUGCGAAGAAGAUUUCCUUUACUCUGGCUUUCAGCAGACGGCAGAGAAGUGCUUUGUGUGUGGUCACCUCAUCAUGGAAAUGAUUCUGCAGGCCCUGGGCAAGUCUUACCACCCUGGUUGCUUCCGCUGUGUUGUCUGUAAAGAGGGUCUAGAUGGAGUGCCUUUCACUGUGGAUGUGGAUAACAACAUCUACUGUGUCAAGGACUAUCACACGGUCUUUGCCCCAAAAUGUGCCUCGUGUAACCAGCCUAUCCUCCCUGCCCAGGGUUCUGAGGAAACCAUCCGGGUGGUGUCCAUGGACAAGGACUACCAUGUGGAGUGUUAUCACUGCGAGGACUGUGGUCUCCAGCUGAAUGAUGAGGAGGGUCACCGCUGUUACCCCCUAGAGGGCCACUUGCUCUGUCAUGGCUGCCACAUCCGCAGGCUCCAGGUCCCAGUGGCCACCCACCCACCUCCCAGCUACCCUCUACACGUCACCGAGCUGUGAGAGGGAGGGCAGGCGAAGAACCAGCCCCGACCAAACCCAACCCACCAAUGACCUGCCACCCAGGUGACCUGAGACAACACAGCAGAAGAGCGAAGGAAUCCCCACCCAUGGAAUCCAGAAUCUAUGUUUGCACAACAGAACAGGGAGACCUUGGGAGACCUCUGCUGGCUUGCCCUGCCCUGGGGAGAUGAGAUUGAAACAAGGCGGUGGACUUCAUACAUGACAGCUCCCAACCACAAGCCCAUUAUAAGUCCCAGGACUGUUCUGGGAAAAAGUCCACAUCCCUUCCAUCAUUUUUUUUCUCCCUUUUUCUUCCCUUUGGUCUGUGAACAGUAAAGCGGGCCAAGGCCCCAGCCCACCCAGAGGCCCUGGCUGACGUCAGCCCCGUGACCCCUGCACAUUCAUCACAGAGUGGGGCCUGGAUUGGCCGGGACUGGCUAUCCUUCUCUCCGUCUUUCUGUCAUUUCUUUAUGCAGAAAGCCGUGGGCCAUGAUGGAUUUACUGCUCCCCUGUCAGAGAGGGAGAGCUGCACAUCAUGUAUUCCAGAAGGCUGGUCGUAACAUUCCAGAAUGUCUGCUGGUGUGCGAGGACGAGACAUGCUGUGCCUUCAGAGUGACCUGCCACAGAGGAACCUCUCCACACGCUGCCAUUGAAAGGGCCACGGUCCAGCUACCUACGGCUCCUUUCGGCUGUGUUGACAGCGACCGAGUGCCCUAUGUGACACAUACACACACUUCCCUGUACCAUUCCUUUGCUUCAGUGCUUCUUGGUACAGUGGCACCACCUACGACGUCAGUAGCCACAGCACUAGCCUGGGCUAACACUCAUUCCACUUAGUUCUAGAACCUUGGGAGAGAUUCUCAAGCAGUGUCUUCAUUAUUAUAUAACAAGAAGAAAAGUUAGAAGCACAUAGGUUGUCUUUUAUACAUUGUAUGAGUAUAUAUUUUGCAGACAUUUUCCACAUAAGAUUCUAGAAGUGUAGUCUCUUUUUUUUUUUGUUGUUGCUGCAUUAUCGUUAUCAAAUGGAAUCGGAGGCUAGUCAAGCUGUGACCGUCUUAAUGAUCCUCUGAGGGGUAUUGGUCCGCUGUUUCAUUUCUCCUCAAGGACACAGUUCUUACAGGCCUCUAUGUUGUCUGUAUGCUGGGUCAUACGAUCCACAUACCUAUUGGUGACACUUGGUCUUAAUUAACAUGUACAGUUUCACACACUGGGUAUUUGUCACAUUUGUUAGCACUGAGUGAAUGAGUGUGUGACCCUCGAGCGCCACAUGACCUCAUUAUGCCAGGUUAGUGUGUCAUGCUGGUCAAUCAGAUUGUCUGGUUGGUUAUGGGAGGAGAUCCCUGAUAACCCGGAGUUGCUGGUUCUACCCGUGUCUUAAGGGAAUCCAACCCCCCUAUUAUUCCUCAUUGGCUGUGCAGCUGUGUGUUAUAAAUGUACACACACACUCACACACACAGUAUAUACUUAUAUGUAGAAAUGUGUGUGUGUAGAGGUGUGUGUGAGAAUGCUUGUGCUCCAGUAGCCGGGCCAUGUUGCAUUCACCUUGUUGAGUGAGCAGGACAACAACCAUCCAUCUCCACAAAACAACUCUUACUUUCUCUCUCUCCAACAGAAAGGAAGGGCUCUGGCUUUUCCAGUACCUACUCAUGGUAGCCCAGUCAGAGAGAUUACCUCUCAUACUACUGAAUCUUACAGAGAAGGGUGCUGAUAUUAGAGAUUACAGAGAGAAGGGGCCAACACAGGGAUCAUGUGCUUUCUGUUGUAAUCGUUGAUGAGAUUCUUUUGAAUGCACAGAAAUUAUUAGUGUAUGUUUGUCAAAUUAAAUUUCUCUGCUCCCAGUUGUGCAUUUGCAAAAGCAAAAAUGACUAUGUAUGCCUAGAGUACAUAUAUUUGCUGGGAAAAUCCCUUUGAUGGUAGAUCAAUUUAAUCUCAGCAUAGCAUGAAGAGACUCCUAGUCAAGGAAUGUGUAAUCUACUUGAGGAAUGAGGCAAUGGCAUUAUCUGAACUGUAGUUUGAAUAGCACAGUAAGACCUCCUCAUUCAUAUCAAUCUCAAAUUAUUUUUUAUUAACUCCUUAACAGGGAGUUGAUCCCUAUUAAGGAUGUCUUAAUCUCUUUUAAAAAAAACAAAUGUAAUUUCUAUUGAAUAGCCCUGUUACUUUCCCCAUGUCUGUACAUAAAGAGGCUAGCUUUUUUCAUCCUCUUUCAGAAAUCUCCCUGAAAGUGAUGCAUUUUCUCUCCUACCAGUAGUUUUCAAUAAGCACAUAUGACACCUGUCGCAUCACUUUUGUAUCGCUAAGUGUUUAAUUAUCUAGAUGGUUCAUAAAAAAGGAAACUAGAUUAUUUAUCUAAACAUGAAAAAGUCUAAAGUUAUUUAAUGUAUUAAAAAUCGGGACGUAUCAUUUAACUGUAGAUGAUAUAAUCUGCUUUUUCAAUAAAGUGGUUUUGUAGCUAACUUAAACC
Molecule: messenger RNA, 4881 nt
Organism: Esox lucius (northern pike)
Lineage: Eukaryota; Metazoa; Chordata; Actinopteri; Esociformes; Esocidae
Gene: wtip
Product: WT1 interacting protein
Exons: 8
Coding region: 264-2420 (718 amino acids)
Biological process (GO): positive regulation of miRNA-mediated gene silencing; regulation of DNA-templated transcription; cytoskeleton organization
Cellular component (GO): P-body; adherens junction; nucleus
Molecular function (GO): transcription corepressor activity
Source: RefSeq, a predicted model, not a curated record